AUCAUAUAAGAUCUUGCACAGUUGGAUUCGCUUCCAGGGCGGGAUCCGUGGGCCGUCCGAGACGCACGUUCCUUACUUCAGCAUACGUCACAAGAUGCCACAGAUUGCUGACCACGUUGAGUUUCUCGUAACAUGAAUUGCCGGAUGAUGAUCUCAGCCGCGACGAAGGUUGGCUCAUGGCCGAGGGGCCUCGUAUUGUUUAAAAGCUCGUCGACUCACGUUACGUUCCCUCCUCAGACCUUGGGCUAUCCCACGCACUGCCCUUCCAGCGCUCUCGAAGGCUAGCUGUCGACCUUUGCCACCUGUAACCUGCGUCUUUUACUUUCACCUGGCUUGGGCAGGAAGUACUGGUACUUUCUUCUGUGGAAACAAAACUCAUAAAUUCGCUGGGCCUGCUGGUCGAACGCAAGAGAAUCUUCAUACUGUUUAUGUGUGUGUGUAUGUAAGUAACUAUGGGUGACGCCAAAGCCAGACAUAGCACCGAGGUCCAUCGUGACUUUGUGGCUCAACCACCUGAAUAUCAUCGCAGAAGGUCCAUCAGCAUCAAGACUGAGAAUGUGGAGGUUGCAACCAGUCUUAGUGUAAGUGUUUUCAGGCAAAUUCCAUGCUUGGGUCUUCCCAGCGCGUCAAUCCUAGCACCUCAAUUCACUCACGGACUUGACAGGAAUUAUGGGCCGGAAUAGCAAUCCAAGAAGAGAACGACAAGACGGUCAACAUUGGUUUCGCAGUGCAUGAUGGCACAUAUAGCGUGGAUUUUGCAAUCCAUCGCAUCACGAUAGAAGAAGAGCCAGGCCCCGAGGGGGACUGGAUCGUCGAUCACAUUGUCCCUGCGAUCGCGAACUACCGGAAGGAGCACGUGUGCAAGAUACUCGGGGCCGGUAUAACCACCGAAUUGCAUAAAAAGAGUCCCAAUCUUUGCUCAAGGCUUUGGGCUGAGCUGGAUAUCAUUCCCAUUGUGGUGGAAUCCAAUGUCCCUCUUCUGGACAACCAGCAACAUCACCAUAGCUUUCAAGUCGAUGAGAUCGCAGAUUCGGCUGCUCGAAAAUGUUUAGCUUUGUUUGCGCCAACCAAGCAACCCCGGCUGGCCAUCACAUAUCGAAAUGAGGUCGAGCCCGACUAUGGUCUGAUGAUUCAGCUGACCACGGUGGAUGAUUACAGACGGUCUGUUAGAGAGCCGACAUGGAGAGCGGUUCAGAAGUACAUCAAGGAGGUAGUGGAUCGCAAGCUUAGGAUCGUGUACUUCAGCGCCACGCCCCAAGGAGGUGGCGUUGCGUUGAUGAGGCAUGCGCUGCUGCGAUUCCUCAAGGUGCAGAACGUGGACAUAGAGUGGUUUGUUCCCAAGCCUCGGCCAGAUAUCUUCCGGAUCACCAAGACCAAUCACAACAUCCUCCAAGGAGUGGUACCACCCGAGAUACAUGCCACUGACGAGCAACUUGGAAAGAUCAAAUCGUGGAUCAUCGACAACGCCGAGAGAUACUGGCUUGGAGAAAAUGGUCCGCUAAGGCCCCCAUCGGAAGGAGGUGCCGACGUCAUCAUCAUCGACGACCCGCAGAUGCCGGAGCUGAUUCCAAUCGCUAAGCAGCUGGCUCCAGAGCGACCUAUCAUUUUCCGAAGCCACAUUGAAGUCCGAGACGAUCUGGUGCUCGAAGAGGGCAGUGCAGCGCAGCAUGUUUGGGGCAACAUGUGGUCGAGUAUCAAACAGGCCGAUGUUUUCAUCAGUCAUCCUGUCAAGAGCUUCGUGCCGAGCGACGUAGUGCCCGAAACGGUGGGAUGGCUCCCUGCAACAACAGACUGGCUCGAUGGACUCAACAAGGACAUGGAUGAGUGGGAUCUUCAAUACUACAUGCACGUGCUGAGGCAGACAUGUCGAUCCCAGGGCAUUCCUCAGCUAGCCUACCCGAGCAGAGGCUACUUUGCACAGAUUGCUCGCUUUGAUCCAUCCAAGGGAAUCCCAGACGUGAUCAAGAGCUACGCUCGUUUCCGAGAAUUGAUGAGCGACGAGCUGGAGCGCAAUGUGCAUCAGCUCAUCAUCUGUGGCCAUAGUUCAAUCGACGACCCAGACGGAAGCUUGGUCUAUGAUCAAACGAUGGAUUUGAUUCACAGGGAUCACGCCGAUCUCGUGGACGACAUCAUUGUCGUCCGCCUUGGGCCUAGUGACCAGAUCCUCAACGCCAUUCUGUCGCAGUGUACGGUUGCGUUGCAGUUGUCCACGAGAGAAGGAUUUGAAGUCAAGGUGUCGGAAGCAUUGCACAAGGGCAAACCCAUCAUUGCCACUCUCGCCGGCGGCAUCCCUCUCCAGGUGGAGGACGGAAAAUCAGGCUACUUGGUCAAAAGAGGAGAUCAUGAAGCGGUUGCUAAACACCUGUACGACCUGGUGACCAAUGGUGACCUCUACGAUGAAAUGAGCGAGUACGCCAAGACCCACGUCAGUGACGAGGUACACACGGUGGGAAAUGCGGUCAGCUGGCUGUAUCUUGCUUCAUCACUUGCUGGUGGCAGUAAAUUGAAGCCGAACAUGAGAUGGAUCAAUGACCUUGCCAGGGAGGCUGUCGGUGAGCCGUACGAAGAUGAUGAGCCCAGGUUGCCGAGGAAUUUGUCUACUUAAAGGAUCGGUGGUACUCUACACCCUUUGUGGCUGGAAGAUGAUGUGUCACAUGAAAAGCGUUAUAGGAAAAUUGGGCCUGGAUGGGAGGGAAUUGGGUUCUCGAUUUAGGCACACGAAAAGGAAGGGAAUGGAACCUAUGAUUUUGGUUGCUCGUGCACAAAGUGGAAUCCUCAGUUUAUCCUGUCUACAUACCACAUGUCAAUGUGCAUCAAGCAGAAUAUUUCAAGAGUGUUAAAUUGGGUUUCCUUCUUGACCAAGCUAAAGCUAAAGCACCGAUAUGCUCAUUCCAUGACAAAACCAG
Exophiala mesophila is the source of this 2906-nucleotide messenger RNA. RefSeq lists its product as hypothetical. Lineage: Eukaryota; Fungi; Ascomycota; Eurotiomycetes; Chaetothyriales; Herpotrichiellaceae. The transcript is spliced from 5 exons. Gene Ontology annotation, molecular function: glycosyltransferase activity. The coding region runs from base 1127 to 2605 and encodes 492 amino acids. The record is from RefSeq and is a predicted model, not a curated record.